Messenger RNA from Colletotrichum chrysophilum, 1524 nucleotides. RefSeq lists its product as uncharacterized. The record is from RefSeq and is a predicted model, not a curated record. Lineage: Eukaryota; Fungi; Ascomycota; Sordariomycetes; Glomerellales; Glomerellaceae. The transcript is spliced from 5 exons. Gene Ontology annotation, molecular function: heme binding; oxidoreductase activity. The coding region runs from base 1 to 1524 and encodes 507 amino acids.
AUGGCGACGAAGGCACAGGAGAGCAACGUGAUCAGCCUCACUGAUCUCAGCAAACACAACUCCAAGACGGACUGCUGGAUAGCUGUUCAUUCCAAGGUUUGGGACAUCACUGAUUUCAUCAGCGAGCAUCCUGGAGGCCCUUCAGUCCUUCUUAAAUGCGCUGGCUCGAAUGCCACAAAGAUCUUCGACAGUGUUCACGCACCUGAUAUUCUCGAAGAGCUUCCAGAAGAGAAGUUCAUUGGCGUUUUGAAGGAUGCCACUCCAGACGUUCCGGCUGCAGCAUCACAGCCAGAAGGCCAGAAUGGAGUAGCUACAGCUCCGGCGGAGGUUGCGCAAACACCUGGCUCGGCGCAAGAAGAGGACGUUGUCCCACCUCUGGAGACGAUCCUCAGCGCCCCGGACCUCACAGCCGUUGCGUCUAAGGCUUUGACGCCCAAGACAUGGGCUUUCUACUCUUCUGCCGCAACGGACCUGAUAACACAUACAAAGAACAAGGAGCUCACGAGGAGAAUCAUGAUAAGGCCGAGGAUUCUGAGAAAUGUUUCCCAUGUCGACUUCAAAACCAACAUUCUUGGCUUCGAAAGCUCGGCUCCAUUCUUUAUCUCGCCAGCAGCCAUGGCCAAGCUAGUGCAUCCAGAUGGCGAGCUCGCUCUGAGUCGUGGUGCAGCAAACGAGGGCAUCAUCCAGAUCAUCUCAAGUAACGCCUCAUACACUCUAAAGUCAAUCGUUAACGCGGCUCCACCGAACCAACCAUUCUUCUUCCAGCUCUACAUCAAUGCAGAGCGCCACAAAACAAUUGAGAUUCUGAGGUCUGCCAAGGCACUCGGAAUCAAGGCUAUCUUCGUAACAGUCGACGCACCUGUACCUGGAAAGAGAGAGGCCGACGAGCGAGCUGCUCAGGCAGGAACAAUCCGGUCAGCAAUCAGCAAUGCUGAAAGCAGCAAGGAUAAGAAGGGCAGUGGACUGGGACGUCUCAUGGCUCAGUAUAUCGACAAGUCUAUCACAUGGGAGGACCUGACCUGGAUCCGGGAGGCGAGUGGAGUGCCAAUCGUGCUCAAGGGUGUGCAAACUGCGGAUGAUGUUCGCCUGGCCGUCGAGUACGGGGUCGAUGGUGUUCUUUUGAGCAAUCACGGAGGUCGUUCACUCGAUGGCGCGCAAGCAUCGAUCCUCGUCCUUCUCGAGCUUAGAGAGCAGUGCCCCGAGGUCUUCGAUAAACUCGAAGUAUACAUAGACGGAGGGUUCGAGCGUGGCUCAGACAUCCUGAAAGCAAUCGCAUUGGGAGCAACUGCUGUUGGCGUUGGUCGGCCGUUCCUGUACUCCCUGGUUUAUGGCCAAGAAGGAGUCGAACACCUGGCGCAGAUCCUGAAAGACGAGAUCGAGACGUCAAUGCGACUUUGUGGUAUCACGAGCUUGAGCCAGGCAUCGCCGGCAAUGGUGAACACUCUGGAUGUGGAUUACAUGGUCAUGUCAGAGGCGCAAUCGCGACAGAAGAGACCUCUCAGGAAGCCGCGGUCGAAGCUGUAA